UUCAAAUUCACUAUUAGAAACUGUGGACAUGCUAGAAAAAACCCUAGAUUGGUCAUCAGGAUAGCCAGAGUUCCAGGAUUUUGGAUCCCAGACCAACUUUGUGUGACCUCAGGCAGUUUGUGUCUGGCACUCUUGUCUAUUUCAGGCCCUGCCUCCAAAGCUGGAGAUGAGUUAAGCUUGGUCCUGGCCACUACCCUGGGGAUUUACAGUCUGGUGAAGUGAUUCUCACACUCCACUGUUCACCCAAAUCCCCUGGAGGGCUCAUCAGAACACAGACCGCUGGGCUUCACCCUGGAGUGCCUGAUUCAGUAGGUCUGGGAUGGGCAGAGAAUGUGCAUUUCUAACAAGUUUCCAGAUGCUGCUGAUGUAGCUGGUUUGAGGACUACAGUUUGAGAACCAUUGACCCUAAUGGCUUAGCUGACACAUCAGUAACCACAAUUCAAAGACUAAAAGCUGUGAAAUAAGUACAAGUAACACACAGUGGGAAGCAGGGUGUGCAGGAGAGAUGUUGCAACAACUGAGAAGACUUCACGGAAGAGACAAAAUUUAAGCAGGGUCUCAAAGAGUGGAUUAAGCCUUGACAGCCCCAUUGCUUUGACCGUCUGAAGUUAACAUGUCCCUGAAAAAUGAGCCAAGGGUAAAUACCUCUGCACUGCAGAAAAUCGCUGCCGACAUGAGCAAUUUGAUAGAAAAUCUGGACACGAGGGAACUCCACUUCGAGGGAGAGGAGGUGGAAUACGAUGUGUCUCCCAUGGAUCCCAGGACUCAGGAAGGAUAUAUCCCUUUCUCUGCUAUCUAUAACACUCAAGGCUUUAAGGAGCCUAAUAUACAGACGUAUCUCUCCGGCUGUCCAAUAAAAGCACAAGUUCUGGAGGUGGAGCGCUUCACGUCUACGACAAGGGUGCCAAGUAUCAAUCUAUACACUAUUGAAUUAACACAUGGGGAAUUUAAAUGGCAAGUUAAGAGGAAAUUCAAGCACUUUCAAGAAUUUCACAGAGAGCUGCUGAAGUAUAAAGCCUUUAUCCGAAUUCCCAUUCCUACCAGAAGACACACGUUUAGAAGACAGAACGUCAGAGGGGAGGAGCCUCGAGAGAUGCCGAGUUUGCCCCGUUCAUCUGGAAACAUGAUUCGAGAAGAACAGUUCUUUGGUAGGAGGAAACAACUAGAGGAUUACCUGACAAAGAUACUAAAAAUGCCCAUGUAUAGAAAUUAUCAUGCCACAACAGAAUUCCUUGACAUAAGCCAGCUGUCUUUCAUCCGCGAUUUGGGACCAAAGGGCCUAGAAGGUAUGAUCAUGAAGCGAUCUGGGGGACACAGAAUACCGGGUUUGAAUUGCUGUGGUCAGGGAAGAGCCUGCUACCGAUGGUCAAAAAGGUGGUUAAUAGUGAAAGACUCCUUCCUGCUGUAUAUGAAGCCAGACAGCGGAGCUAUUGCCUUCGUCCUGCUGGUAGAUAAAGAAUUCAGAAUCAAGGUGGGGAAGAAAGAGACGGAAACAAAAUAUGGACUUCGAAUUGAUAAUCUUUCAAGGACGCUUAUUUUAAAAUGCAACAGCUACAGACAUGCUCGGUGGUGGGGAGGAGCUAUAGAAGAAUUCAUCCAGAAACAUGGCACCAACUUUCUCAAAGAUCACCGAUUUGGGUCAUAUGCUGCCGUCCAGGACAACACUUUAGCUAAAUGGUAUGUUAAUGCCAAAGGAUAUUUUGAAGAUGUGGCAAAUGCAAUGGAAGAGGCGAAAGAAGAAAUUUUUAUCACAGAUUGGUGGUUGAGUCCAGAAAUCUUCCUGAAACGCCCAGUGGUGGAAGGAAAUCGUUGGAGGUUGGACUGCAUUCUUAAACGAAAAGCACAACAGGGUGUGCGGAUCUUCAUAAUGCUCUACAAAGAAGUGGAGCUGGCCCUGGGGAUCAACAGUGAGUACACCAAGAGGACUUUAAUGCGGCUGCACCCUAACAUAAAGGUGAUGAGGCACCCGGAUCACGUGUCCUCCAGUGUCUAUCUGUGGGCUCAUCAUGAGAAGCUUGUCAUCAUCGACCAAUCGGUAGCCUUUGUGGGUGGGAUUGACCUGGCCUAUGGAAGGUGGGAUGAUAAUGAGCACAGACUCACAGAUGUGGGCAGCGUGAAGCGAAUCACUUCAGGACAAUCUCUUGGUUCUCUCACGGCUGCAACAACAGAGUCUAUGGAAUCUUUAAGCCUCAAAAAUAAAAAUGAAUCUAAUAAAAAUUUGCCCAUCCUGAAGAAUGUUGAUGAUAUGGAUUCAAAACUCAAAGGAAUAGGAAAGCCAAGAAAGUUCUCCAAAUUUAGCCUCUACCGGCAGCUCCACAAGCAUCAGCUGCACAACGUGGACAGCGUCAGCAGCAUUGACAGCGCCUCCAGUUAUCUUAAUUACUAUAGAAGUCAUCAGAAUUUAAUCCAUGGUUUAAAACCCCACUUGAAACUCUUUCGCCCUUCGUGUGGGUCUGAGCAGGGGCUCACUGGGCCCAGCGAUGACACUGGCUCCAUCCGCAGUUUGCAGACAGGCGUGGGAGAGCUCCACGGGGAAACCAGAUUCUGGCACGGGAAGGACUACUGCAAUUUUGUCUUCAAAGACUGGGUUCAACUUGAUAAGCCUUUUGCUGAUUUCAUUGACAGGUACUCCACUCCCCGGAUGCCCUGGCAUGAUAUCGCCUCUGCAGUCCACGGGAAGGCUGCUCGUGAUGUGGCACGUCACUUCAUCCAGCGCUGGAACUUCACGAAGAUUAUGAAACCAAAGUAUCGGUCUCUUUCUUAUCCCUUCCUGCUUCCAAAGUCUCAAACCACAGCCCAUGAGCUGAGAUAUCAGGUGCCUGGGGCCGUCCAUGCUGGUGUGCAGUUGCUCCGCUCUGCUGCUGAUUGGUCUGCUGGCAUAAAGUACCAUGAAGAGUCCAUCCAUGCUGCUUACAUCUAUGUGAUAGAGAACAGCAAGCACUAUAUCUACAUUGAAAACCAAUUUUUCAUAAGCUGUGCUGAUGACAAAGUAGUAUUCAACAAAAUAGGCGAUGCAAUCGCCCAGCGGAUCCUGAAAGCGCACAGGGAAGGCCAGAGAUACCGAGUGUAUGUGGUGAUACCUCUUCUGCCAGGGUUUGAAGGAGACAUUUCAACGGGUGGAGGAAAUGCUCUUCAGGCAAUAAUGCACUUCAACUACAGAACCAUGUGCAGAGGAGAAAAUUCCAUCCUUGGACAGUUAAAAACAGAGCUUGGUAAUCAGUGGAUAAAUUAUAUUUCAUUCUGUGGUCUUAGAACACAUGCAGAGCUUGAAGGAAACCUGGUCACUGAGCUUAUCUAUGUCCACAGCAAGUUGUUAAUUGCUGAUGAUAACACUGUUAUUAUUGGCUCCGCCAACAUAAACGACAGAAGCAUGCUGGGGAAGCGUGACAGUGAAAUGGCUGUCAUUGUGCAGGACACAGAGACGGUCCCUUCGGUAAUGGACGGAAAGGAGUACCAAGCUGGCCGGUUCGCCCAAGGACUUCGGCUCCAGUGCUUCAGGGUUGUCCUUGGCUAUCUUUCUGACCCAAGCGAGGAUAUUCAGGAUCCAGUGAGUGACAAGUUCUUCAAGGAGGUGUGGGUUUCAACGGCAGCUCGAAAUGCUACAAUUUAUGAUAAGGUGUUCCGGUGCCUUCCCAAUGAUGAAGUACACAAUUUAAUUCAGCUGAGAGACUUUAUAACCAAGCCCAUAUUAGCAAAGGAAGAUCCCAUUCGAGCUGAGGAAGAACUGAAGAAGAUCCGUGGGUUCUUGGUGCAGUUCCCCUUCUAUUUCUUGUCUGAAGAGAGCCUACUGCCGUCUGUUGGAACCAAAGAAGCCAUAGUGCCCAUGGAGGUGUGGACUUAAGAGAUGUACUCAUUUGCAGCCAAGGACUUCCACCCUGAAAACCACACUGCAUACAGUGACUUCAUGGGGACCUCACAGCCACACCCAGGCCUGAUGCACUUUUGUGUGCAACACGUGGACCCUUUGGAAUGGCCGUGAGGGGCCACGAUCGAACUGAUGUAAGGACACUGAACAUCAGCAAGGCUUUGUCGGUCCUCCUGUCCAUCCUCAUGAGCUGAGGCUACUCGCAUGCACUCGACAACUUAAAACACAUACGGGAAUUCCAUGAUGUAUACCCCAAUCCAUUUCCUUUGCUAACAAGAAUUUACCUGUAACCGUAACUGUAACUGUGAUGAAGUUUGCCAUAUAUUUGCCCUUUUCUCUCUGAUCUUCCUUUGUAUAUAUCCAGUAUCUGUGGGACCUACCCUCAUCUUGUAGUCUAUACAGCACUGUUUGAGAUAUCGUUUAUUGCUAGAAGGUAUUAGGGAGCUGUUUCAAAAUUCUUCGAGGUUAUAUGGGAUACCCUUGCCCAUCUGGUCCUGAAGUAGUAGCAUCCAACCCAGGAUACAGUCAUUAUUCCUUUUCGGUCACUGUAGGGACAGAACAGACUUCAGUCUACAUAGCAGCCUGUGUCAUUGAUAGCAUUGACAAUAUAUCUCGACAUCGCAGAACAACAGGAAGGAAUUAAAUUCCAAUAUUGGAGGAGAGAUUUAACUUGGCUCCCAAAGACACCGCAAAGAUGUGUCCUUGUGAUAGAACCCACCUGAUCAAAUUUGAAAACGUGUAGGAUAUUCGAUUACACAGCAACCAGAUAAAAGAGCACACAGCCUUCAGAACCUCCAAGAUGUCAGCGGGAAUCGGAUCCAGAUAAGAAAAGAAGAUCCCCUUAAAGUCCUGUAAAAAAAUUUCCUGUCAUCUUUAGCCACUGGAUUGAUUGAAAUUUGAAUUUCUCUGUUUCAUAAUUAAACCAGUGAAUGCAAUUUGUCUUUCAAGAGAAUCACAGGCUUCAUAACUCCUACCAAGUUAAUAAGUAGGAAGCUAACCUUAUUUGACAUUAAACUCUCCCAGUAUGCUAUCUUCCUUAAGAAAAAAAAAAUAAUUGAUGAUAAAAUAUGUGCUUCGUUGCUUGCAUUAUUAAAUGUACAUUAACAUUCCACCAGGUCUUCUGAAAAAGUUAUGAUACUUUCUAAUUCACAUUGUCCUAGUCUGUGAAUUGUUCUGGAAACCCAUGUCCCCUUUCAGAUGGCAUUGUACCCUUUGGUAGACCAAAGCUCUAAUUUUUCUAGGCAGAACUACUCUGACAGCCCCAAGAGCUAAGGUAGGUUCCCAAGAGGCCUGUGGCCAUGGAACAUGGUAUAGGUGCGGCCGUUACAUACAUCAGUGGGUUGCCAGGACAGAACCUCCUUUGGGUUGCUCUUCAAACUAAGCACCCAAUUCCUGUUUUCGUGAGCUAAUAUUCCAGUCAAAAAUAUUACACUAGGACCACAAAGUCAGUGAUAUAGCUUAGUAGGAGAGAGAGAGGGUCACACCCAAGAUAGGAUUUCACAGCUAGAGAUCAUUUCCCAAGUAAGGUGGGAUUUUGUGACCAACAAUGGAAUUAAAUGUUUUUAUGAAUAAAUAACUUAUUUUUCAUAGCAAAAGAUGGUAAAAGGACUUCAUUCUAUAGCCAUUGUAAAUAAGACAUCUUAUAUUGCUGGAAGAAGUUAGAUUGGCAUUCGAAGUAUUGAGUGUAUGUAGAAUACCUAAGAAUUUCUUGUAUUUAAUCUUAAAUAUUUUUUAAACUUUAGAACAGUCAACAAACUGGCUCUUGAUUUUGUACAAGAUGUUCUCAUAAAACCAUAGAAAAUGGAAGGGCUCUGAAAGGUCCGUUUUCCUUAAUAAGCCAUUUAAUUCAAAUGCUCCCUAUUUUCUAGAUGAGGAAACUGAGGUUCAGACUGAAUGAAGGACUGGCUUAAACCCACCCAAUAUAUACAUGGUGGAACUACAUUCUAUUCUUGGCCUCUCUUCACUUCAUCCAAUACCCAAAAAUAACAAUAUAUAAUAAAUAGCUUUCAGAUGGUAUAGAUUUAAGCUAUUUUGAACGUUGUAACAUUACGUAUUCAUGUGUUUAUCUUCACCUACUAGAUUGGAAGCUCCACAGGGCAGGGACUUCACUGUAUGUUGAUCAUAGUGUGUUCCCAGAGUCUGGACAGUGCCUGGCUUAUAGAAGAUGUUAGUCAAUGUUUGUGGAUUGAAAAAAAAAAUGAGGUAAAGGAGAAACCUAUGAGAUGAAGAAAAUUACUGCAUCUUGGGCAAGAAAUCACUGCUGGUUUCUGUGCAUCUACUCAAAGCCAAGAUGCAGAUCUGGGAAGAGGCAACAAGAUUUCCAUGGAGGGAUCAUAUGGAAAAUUCAGUGCAAUAAUUGCCUCUUUUGCAGUAGCCGUUUACAUAGUGCAACAUUCUACCAAGAAUACAUGGAAUGUGGGCAUGAGAUGUACUGUAUGAACUAAUUACCUGUCAUUCUCUGACACCAUAACUAAUUGCUAGAAGUUCAGAUAAUUUAACAUUGCAAUGUCUGAUAAAAACUUUAAAGUGUAAAUAAUUUAAAGCCUUGAAAAGCUAUGAUGAUUCUGUUCAACAUUUCAAAUUGACUGUACUCUUUUGAAAUGCCUAUAAAUGCCAUACCUGACACUCUGCUAA
Molecule: messenger RNA, 6499 nt
Organism: Marmota monax (woodchuck)
Lineage: Eukaryota; Metazoa; Chordata; Mammalia; Rodentia; Sciuridae
Gene: Pld1
Product: phospholipase D1
Exons: 27
Coding region: 614-3841 (1075 amino acids)
Biological process (GO): phosphatidic acid biosynthetic process; cell motility; regulation of microvillus assembly
Molecular function (GO): D-type glycerophospholipase activity; phosphatidylinositol binding
Source: RefSeq, a predicted model, not a curated record